AUGCCGGCAUUUCGUUGUGAGCAGCGGGUAGAACUGAGGAAGAAGACACUUUGCAGGAGGAGGAAGCUGAUAAUGUCUUCAGAGCACGGAGCUAGCAAACGGCAUCAUAACCCAGUGGAAAGUAUUUGCAGAAAGAUCAAAUCCAUCCAAAUGAUGGACCAGGUCACUAAUCCUGCAUUGCAGAUACCAAAAUUUCAGUCUCGAAACUUUGACAGUCCACAGUAUAAUAUCAAAAAAAAUCUUGAAGAAAUCCUGAAGAAAAGAACAUGUAGAAGCCAUAAUAAUACUACUCUGCUUCUCAGAAGUGCCAGUAGUGACAGUACCUUCUCGCCAGACUUGCAGGAGCUGUCGCCAUGUUUCAGGCAUAUCUCUGACUGCUCUUCUGCUAAUGCCACCUACUCACUCACUGGUAGUGGAGAGAAGACUGGUAAACCAUGGACACCAAUAUACCAUGCUGAGAAGAGUACUCCAUCCUUCCUCAGAACUAGAGAGGCUAAUGCCCAGAAUGAGUUGUGUGUUUUAUCAAGCACUGGAUCUAAAGAUGUGCCUCAUGACCAGAAGUACCUUACAUCAAGUCCAAAUGUAUAUUUUUUGACAUCUGAUCAAAAGUCAGAAGGUGCCGUAGUACGGUCUUCUGUGUCAAAGAGACUAUCUUUGACUGAAAGAGGAUGGAAAUGGUCUGUGGGCUCCAAAGUUGAUGACAUGUAUCAUAUAAGCAUGAUCUGUGAAGAAGACUUCCUGACUACUACCUUCUGUGCAUGUGAUGUAGAGCAUACAGGAAAAGUAGCUGUUUCCAAGCUUGUUGAUCUUCUGAGACAUACGACUAGUCGGGGAUCAGAGGACAGUGGCCUUGAAGAGCUGUGCAACAUGCUUGACCCGGAUCAAAGAGAUGUCUCUGUGGACCUAGAAACAUAUCAUGCUAUCAUGAAGGAGUGGAUUGAAGACCCAAAAAAGAUGUCUGUUCGAUUGAAUGUUACUUCAGGCAGCUUAGAGGCCUUUGGGGGUGAUGCAUCCAAAGGAGACUUAGAGACUUCUGACUUGAUAACCUGCGUCGCAGACCUGCAGUACAACAACCGGAGGCUUCAGGAAGAGAACAGCAAAUUGAAGCUGACACUGGAAGCUGUGGAUGAGGCCAACAAUAAAUUAGUGGCAGAUAACGAGGAUCUACGUCAACAAAUAAAAAGUAUCCAGCACUCGGUGAUGAAAGCCAAAUUGCUGGAGGAAGAAUUAGAAGAAGCAAAAAACAGCCUGAACUUCUCAGAAGAGAAGAGGCAGCAGAUUCUGUGCCAGAAUAAACAACUAGUAGGUGAUCUUGCUUCUCAUUGUAUGUUGUACAACUUCUUGGCUGUAACAAUGGAAAAAGAAAAUCAGUCUCUCAUCAUCAAAAUGACUUCUCUUCAAGAAGAGAAUAUUAGGAAUAGCCUGGACACUGAUGGACUUCAGAAGAAGAUUUUGGAGUUGUCUAAAACUGCAGCAGAGCUUCAAAUCCAAGCACAUGACUAUGAGACUAUUGUGGUGAAUAAAGAGGCAAGCCUGAUCCAGAAGGAGCAGAACAUCAAAGAACUGAAGUCAACAAUUGUGGAAUGUUCCUCAAUAAUAGAGACUUUGCGAGCUGAAAAAAAUAAACUACUAGAGAAUCUGCAACACAUGCAGCAGGAACUGAUCUCAAAUGGUCUGAGCUUCCCAUUGAUGUACAAGCUUAACAGCAGUAUAGUUGAAGGAACAAACUCACUGCACUGUGAGCUGGAACUUGCACAGGCUUCUGAGCUUACCAAGACUGAAUGGUCAUCUCUGGAUGAAACACUGGACCGUGAAGUGUUGUUCUUGCUUCAAGGACCCGAAUAUGCUGGGGAAAAAUUUAAGACUAUUAUGCAAGAACUGCUUCUUCUUGCUGAAGAACCAGAGAACCUUGUCAUGACUACUUUACAAUGGGUGGAAGAUCUUGAUGUUCCCAUCAAGCAGGUUUGGGAGAGAAAGCUUGUAAUUCUCAAGCAAGAGCUAAAAGAAAAGAGAGAGCUUUGGGUCCAGAAACUUCAUCUCUUAGAAAAAUACAAGGAAUCCGUAGAUAACGAUUUUAUUAGAAUGGCAGGCAACCUGAGGCGAAGCAAGACAGAGCAACUUCACCUAAGGAAAGAGCUCUCUGCCAGGCAGCGUGAGGUAGAAGCUGUCAAACAGCUGCAGGAAGAAGCUGCUGGCCAGGCAGAAGCCUUGGGUUUAGAUCUAGAAAAAGCUACAAGGCAGCUUGAGGAUGCCAACAGAGAGGCAAAGGAGCAAGUUGAGGCAUUACAUUCUGCUUGCAAAGAAGCUGCCUCCCUGAAAUUCAGGUUAAAGGAAGCCAUUUCUGAGCAGCAAAAACUCCAGAAUAUGAAUGCAGCUUUAAGGAGCACUUGCCACUUGCUUCAGGAGAAGAUGGAAGAGCAGAAAAAGCACUGUAGAUGAAGAACCUGAUU
Molecule: messenger RNA, 2450 nt
Organism: Tinamus guttatus (white-throated tinamou)
Lineage: Eukaryota; Metazoa; Chordata; Aves; Tinamiformes; Tinamidae
Source: RefSeq, a predicted model, not a curated record